GUAAUCAGUUUACGUUUUUGUUUAACGUCGAUACUUCUGUUGCUGCAAAACAAGCGUAGGAAACGUGACGCAUCUAUUCAAGACGUAUACAGAGGAAAACAAAGGACUACGUCUGCACUGUGCACUACAGAAGUUUGCAACGAAAACUGCCAAUGUCCGUUAACAAUACCUAACGAAGAAAAUGUUUCUAAAAAUCCAAUGACAAUAUUGAUUACAGUCAGUGGAAAAUUCAACGAAAAGUACAUCGCAAAUGUGGAAAGUGCUUUACAACAGCUUGUGCAUCUAACAGAUUGUAAAAUAUAUGUAACUCUUUUCAUUGACGUCGAGUCUAUGAACGACUCAGAGAUUGAGACCGUGGCUAAGACCGUUGCUAACGGUAAGACAAAAUAUCAAUUUGGUAUUUAUGCUAGAGCCGAGAACGAUACAAAAGAAGAUUGGUGUCGUGUUAUUACUAAUAGCCGCGAUCGGCUCGAAGGUCAGCUUAAGAAAUAUAACAGUCGCAUAAAUGCUACGGUCGAUACGUUUCGCGCCAAAGACUUUUUGUGGACCAAUCAUAUGUUUGCAGCUCUGAAUCAGUUGAACAUGGCAGCGGAUUUUUCGUACGUAACAGCCCAGCCACUCUGGCCGUUUACAUUCCCAUAUGGCAGUGCUUUAUGCGACAGCAACGAGGUACUUCAAGGUAAUAAAGGUCUAACGAGACUGUGUCCUGGGAGAUUUGAACAUUUAUGGGAGAUUCCUAACAACAUGCUGUUUUCUGAGUGCGACUGGGAAUUAUUCAAUUGCACAUGGUUAGGUGAUUGCUUAACCUUGUCCACGUCUCACAAUGAAACAUUAGCGGAUUUGCUUAUCACCAACUUUGGCUUUCGUAGCGCUGCCAGUUCUUUCUUCCACAAAUACUGGCAGAGUAGAGAACCGUUUGUUCUCAACUUGGAAGAAGACUUUUUCGAAAAAGUUGCUGCAGUUUACAAUGAUGAGUCGAAUAAAUUUGUUCGUGAAUUUUUAAGUACAACGUUUGCAUUGUUUGCUACAGCAGUUGAUAAAGAUGUAAAAGACACUUACUUUGUUUCUGCUUCGCAACUUGUAAAUUGGAUGAAGAGCAAGCAACCAAGCUUUGACAUCAUCACUAGUGGAUUUUACCUUGGAGGAAUUUUUGAAUGCAAAGUAAAAUAUUCGCCUUGCGAACUUGCAGUCAUUUCCAUUCCUUUUGCUACAAUGUGUUUACAUUUCCUAAUGUUCGUGGUCAUGUUGAUUGCGAUCAUGUGCAUUCCUUGUGCUAUGAAAAGUUUUAAUUAUAAAACCUUUAUGGCAAGAGUUAUGUCAAAAAGGUUUAAACUUCUUGUACCUAUUGGUUUUCUUUUGACAGAAACUGAAAUUGAAAACGUGAUUUUAAGUGUGAAACAAUACCAAUCAACACCCGAUAACACCGAACCGAUGAAUCAAUCAACACCCGACAACACCGAACAGAUAAAUCAAUCAACACCCGACAACACCGAACCGAUAAAUCAAUCAACACCCGACAACACCGAACAGAUAAAUCAAUCAACACCCGAUAACAAAGAGCAGCUAAAAAAGCAGUGGCAAUGUGAAGUGGAAUGUCAGAUAUGUGGGAAGAUCACAGUAUUUUUAGUACUGUUUCUGUUCAAAUUCGUAUAUUUGGCUGGAUUGCUUGCUGGUCCAAUACUGAUGUUCAUAAACGUACAUGCGGAAAACAACCAAAUAGAGACAAUUCAAGAAUACCAAUUUCUAUAUCUACUUAUAGUACACACGGUUACAGUUGCUAUCUAUUUUGUAGUGUCUGUGGCUGUCAGUGUGUAUAUAAAUUACGGCUUGAUGGAAUUGAAGGGCAUAAUCGACGAAUUAGAGGAAGCUGUUAAAAGGACUGUUAACGAGACAAACAGUAUUUUCCAAAAAUGUAUUCCUGCAAGAAGACUAUUGGUCAGUAUUUCUACCAGUAUAAUAGCAAGCAUUAUAAUUUUACUUCAUGUUGUCGCACUGACACUUAGCUUUGAACAAAAAUCAAUCGUGGGAUGGUAUUCUACAUUUGAUUGCGACACUGCUUGGAUGUACGUUUCGUACUAUGCUCUACUCUUUUUGAUGGUUGUGAUGGCUGUGUUUCAUGCGUAUUCUUUAGACUUAUGGGCUCAAGCUGCCUUUAUCCUUUUUACCGAGAAUAGAAACAAAGCAUCAACCAUCAAGGACUGCACAAAGAAAUCACUGUCUAAAUUAAAGGAUAGAUAUUCUGAACUGUAUUCAAGCAUAUUUUCGCCACUGAUACUUGCACCUGUCCAAGCAGCAAUUGCCGAUGUUCCUGUAUCUGUCUUUGCAAAGUACUUGCAAAAGAGUUUACAAGACACAGAUUUAACGGGACAACUUUUGCGAAUUUCUUUGAAUAUUACCAUAUUAAUAGUGGCUCUACUACCGUACGCAACAACCAUCUUAACACAUUGGAAGCUAGAUUGCGAAUGCAAAAAGCUGAAAGAAGAGAGAUCGAAACGAAACAAUGAUGUUGAAAGUGCUGAAAAUGCAAAGCGACCCGAGAGCACACGUUCUACAAAUAGCCAAGGUCAAACGGCCAUGCUGCAAUUUGGGACUAACGGAAAUCAAACUGACAAGGCGGACAUGGCAGAUAACGAAGAUGAAACAAAUCUAUUGGAUUCUCCACAGCCCUACUUAAGUAAAACUCUGUUUAUCUUAACUGCAGUUGUUGCUUUGAUCGAAGUUCUUUUAAACUUAUCGAUUCCAUAAUUUGGCGUAGCGAGCAAAGUGGUUUUGCAGAGACUGCUGGAAAUUGCUGUAUGACAUACUCUUUCGCGUUAACCACUCGUAUACUCAGUAUAUACUUAUGUAUGUAGCUAUAUGCAUUCAAUUGUAUUUCAAUUAAUGGCAACAAUACUCUGAUAACGCUACCAGUAUAAGAAAUA
Molecule: messenger RNA, 2921 nt
Organism: Corticium candelabrum
Lineage: Eukaryota; Metazoa; Porifera; Homoscleromorpha; Homosclerophorida; Plakinidae
Exons: 2
Coding region: 199-2745 (848 amino acids)
Source: RefSeq, a predicted model, not a curated record